GGGGUGCCGCAACUCUCGCGGUACUUGGUCACACGGAGGAAGAUGUCUGAAGGAGAGCUGGGCAGGAAGUGGGACCGCUGCCUCGCGGACAGCGCUGUCAAACUCGGGGCCGGCCUCGGGCUGGGGAUCGUGUUUUCAGUCAUCUUCUUCAAACGGCGGACCUGGCCCGUUGCGUUCGGCGCCGGGGCCGGGCUGGGAAUGGCGUACUCCAACUGCCAGCACGACUUCCAGGCUCCCUACCUGCUGCACGGCCGCUUCGUCAAGGAGCAGUAGCGCAAUGCCGCCGAGGGACUGAAGGAGGCGCUGUUCUUGGUCUCCGCUGGUCCCCCACUCUCCUCGGGGUGUCCUGUCUGCACUGUGUGUCUGAGCAGAGCACCUCUCCUGGAUUAUUUAACAAUAAAGUGUGUGGGUGAACCAUG
Lepisosteus oculatus (spotted gar) is the source of this 419-nucleotide messenger RNA. It is a transcript of the gene micos10, whose product is annotated as mitochondrial contact site and cristae organizing system subunit 10. NCBI's taxonomy places the organism in Eukaryota, Metazoa, Chordata, Actinopteri, Semionotiformes, Lepisosteidae. The record is from RefSeq and is a predicted model, not a curated record. Gene Ontology annotation, cellular component: MICOS complex; mitochondrial inner membrane; mitochondrion.